CACACGCCGGUCCCUGCACAUCAGCUGAGAACCCGGCCGACCGCCAGUCCUGUGUGCGAACUCAGUCUGCUGUCGGCCUCCGCUGCACUGCGUCUACGCGUAGGAAAGAAGAAGAAAAAAAACAGAGAUAAAAUAAUAAGACUAUAGGAGACUUAAUACAUUGAAAAAAAAGAAAAAAAAAAGAUGGCCACUGACACAGCUCAAGAGGUCGUGGAAACGGCCUUUGAAAGCGCCAGCGAGGCACUCCGAGCUGGCACUACCGAGGCACUGAGACUCGCCAACAGCACAGAGCAAGGGCGCGAGCUGGUGGAAAUGACUGGCACUGCCCUAGAACAAGCAGGCAACGUGCUUCAGGAUGCUGGCAGAGCUCUGAAGGACCUGCCUGCCGUAGCUGCGUCAGAAGUCAAACCCAAAAGCAUGCUGGAGGAAUACGCCCCCGUCAUGGGCGGGGUCGUGGCGGCGGCGGCGGUGGUGGCGGCAACCUACUACCUGACACGACCUCCGUCUGUGCCGCCGCAGGUCGAUCUCGAUGCCCAGAGUCAUGUCAUCAAGGAGGGCGCCGAGCUCAUCCGGGUCUCCAGACUCACGAAGGAGGCGCGGGAGGGGAAGUUUAUGAAGUUUUUGUAUGAAGACACACGGACGCUAUACGAUGUUUUCCGCAGGGGUGUCAGGGAAUCGAACAACGGCCCUUGCCUCGGCUGGAGAGAAGGCCCCGGCAAACCGUACCAGUGGCUACACUACAACGAGGCUCUCCUUCGGGCCAAGAACUUCGGCGCAGGUCUCGUCGCCAGCGGCCUGCCCUCGGGACCCGAGACCUUCGUCGGUAUCUACUCGCAGAACUGCCCCGAGUGGAUCCUGACCGAGCAAGGCCUCUACUGCCAGUCCAUGGUGAUCGUCCCCCUCUACGACACGCUGGGACCCGAGGCUUGCAACUUCAUCAUCAAUCAAGCCUCCAUCACGACCGUGGUUUGCCAAGACGACCGCAAGAUGAGCCAGCUCCUCCAGAACCCUCCCAAAUGCCUCAAGAUGCUGGUGGCCAUGAAGGACGUGACGCCGGAGACCGCCGAGAGGGCCAAGAAACUGGGCAUCACCAUUAAGUUCUUCGAGCAGAUCGAGAGCCUCGGGGCAGCCAGCGACAUACCGGAGUUGGUAGGUGAGAUGAAUACGUUGUUGCAGAUUUCCUGCACGCUUUUGCAACUUGCAUCACAACCACAUAAGAGCGACGUGAUGAUCUCGUUCCUGCCGCUGGCCCACAUGCUCGAGCGCUGCUGCGAGGUGGCCGUGUACAUCGCGGGGGGCGCCGUCGGCUUCUUCUCCGGCGACAUCCGCAACCUCGCCGACGACUACAAGGCCCUACGACCCACCAUCACCCCGUCGGUCCCUCGGCUCAUGAACAGGGUGUACGACAAGGUGACCACGUCGGUCAACGGGUCGUCCUUUAAGAAGCUCAUGCUCAAGAUGGCCAUCGCGAGUAAAAAGUCCGACUUGGAGAGGGGGGUGGUCAGAAGAUCGUCGAUCUGGGACAAGCUGGUGUUCAAGAAAGUGCAAGACGGCAUGGGGGGGCGACUGCGCCUCCUGGUCGUGGGUUCGGCUCCUCUGGCAGGCAACGUCCUCACCUUCAUGAGAGUCGCGCUUGGCUGUGUGAUAGUAGAAGGCUAUGGACAAACAGAGUGUGGGGCCCCAUCAACGCUUACUAUCCAGGGAGACUACCGACCCGACCACGUGGGCCCACCGAUCGCCUGCAAUGCUAUUAAACUGGUGGAUGUUCCCGACAUGGAUUACUACGCUGCUCAAGGACAAGGCGAAGUGUGUAUCAAGGGCUCCAAUGUCUUCAAAGGAUACUUCAAGGACCCCGAGAAGACGAAGGAGGCGGUGGAUGCUGGAGGAUGGCUUCACACAGGAGAUAUUGGCCAGUGGCUGCCGAGUGGGACCCUGAAGAUUAUCGACCGCAAGAAGCACAUCUUCAAACUGUCCCAGGGUGAAUACAUAGCCCCGGAAAAAAUCGAGAAUAUUUACGUGAGAUCGCAGUACGUCGCACAGGUCUUUGUCCAUGGAGAGAGUUUGAAGUCGUGUGUCGUAGCGAUCAUAGUGCCAGAGGUGGAGGCAGUGAAAAACUGGGCGCGGGAACAGGAGAUUCCGGGCACGCUGUCUGUCCUCUGCGCCAACCCACACGUAAAACAGCUGAUUAUGGACGAUAUAGUGAACCUUGGCAAACAGGCUGGGCUCAAGUCUUUCGAACAGGUGAAGGACAUCUACCUCCACCCCGACCUCUUCAGCGUCCAGAACGGCCUCCUCACCCCGACCUUGAAAUCCAAGCGACCUCAGCUCAAGAAGUAUUUCACUCCCCAAAUCGAUGACAUGUAUGCUAAGCUCGCCUGAAUAAAUUAAAGAUUAAAAAAAAGAGAAAUAAAAGAAAGUAUGUGAAAGAGAGCUGGAAGAAUAGGGUUUAAGGGUGUGAUUGGGAGGAUGAGAAUAUAUAUAUACGAGAAAGGAAGGUUUGAAAAAAAAAAGAAGAAGAAGAAAUUUUGGGUGUUUCAGUGUGCGUGUAUAUAUGAGUAUGAGACUAUUUGACUUUCGUGCCUCAAUAAUGUUCUUUCUAUCCAAGAGAACUUUAGAUGACUACUUAAUUAGAAGUGAGUUUCGAAUGAUCAUCUAGAUAACUUAGAAUAAGUUGAUUGUGUAUGACGGCGGCCGCCUUUGAUAAUGAUAUGAAAAAAAGAGAAGUUUAUUAUCAUCUAUGUCAUGUCUACAAGAUAGACGGCAUCACAGUGGUCGUGGUUAUAUAGCUUGCAAUAUAAACUGUUCUUUUUGGCACCUGCUCUAUAAUUUGGCUACAGGAGGUAGAACCUUUGUUCCUCAAAGAAAUUGCAAAUACAGUGGAAAGUUUUGUAAUAAUAAUAAUAAAAAGAAGGAAUAUUAAUAUCCAAAAGUGAUUCGUCUUUUUUCUAUUGGAGACUGAGGAAAAAUCAGUUUUAAAAGGAAACUUGAUUGUGAUUUUUAACAUAUAUCGGUGCAUUGUGCAAUUACAGAGGGGUUGGAUUCCCCUCGAUUUAUACUAUAGCAAGCAUUAUUUAUAAAGUUGAUUUUUUUUUUGUUUUUUUGUUUAAGUUUAUGAUGCGAAUGUGCUUAUUGGAUCUUCAUUUCCGUUGAAUAGAUUACUAGGUUUUAGAUGUACAGUGCAUCUAGUUUUGUAUUCAUAUAACAGAGUUACAAAAAAAAAAAAAAAAAAAACAUGUAUAUCAUUCAAUUUGAUAGUUGUAAAUUCAUAUCAAUAUAUCACUCUUUUAAUCCUAUCUGUAAAGCAAGCAACUGUCUCGUCAGAUAUCCAGUAAUAUUAUUAAUACUUAUGUUAUGGUAAUGCAAAGUAAUGUCUGUUAUAUAUAUUAAAAACAGUAUUUCUAGUCAAGUUUUGAACCAGCUGAUGAGGCGCUAAGCCUCCGGUGCUCAACUUAUGUGGUUGUAAUAAAAACGUUUUACUUAAACGUUCUUGAUUUUAGGGUUAUAGAAAUCUUUGAA
Molecule: messenger RNA, 3516 nt
Organism: Penaeus monodon (black tiger shrimp)
Lineage: Eukaryota; Metazoa; Arthropoda; Malacostraca; Decapoda; Penaeidae
Product: long-chain-fatty-acid--CoA ligase 1-like
Biological process (GO): long-chain fatty acid metabolic process
Cellular component (GO): endoplasmic reticulum; membrane
Molecular function (GO): long-chain fatty acid-CoA ligase activity
Source: RefSeq, a predicted model, not a curated record